CUGCGUCGCUCCUGGGGCUGCAGACGAUCAGGAAAUGUUUGCAGCCCCUGUGCGCCCCCUUACCAUUCAGCGAGGAACAGUCUCUUUCCUACCGGACCAACAUUCGCUGGGCUUUGCUGACAGAACCUCCCUGCUGUUUCCUGUUUCUCCCUCCGGUCCUGGCUCCUGGGAGCAAGAGCAUCCAGGGAAGGAGGAAGAACCCCGGGCCUGGGGGUCAGCCUCUGAGCGAAGCCUGAGAGCUGGGGCGCAGGUGGAACGGACCCAGAGGACGCGCCGGGAGCAGCUCGCUCGGCGAGUUCUCAAGAGAGCGAUGGAGGACCCGCUGACCUUCGCCGACGUGGACGUGAGCUUCACCCGGGAGGAGUGGCGGCUCCUGGCCCCCGCCCAGAAGGCCCUGUACCGGGAGGUGAUGCAGGAGACCUACAGCCACCUGGUGUCCCUGGGAGAGAAGCCUCAUGAGUGUGGUGUGUGCGAGAAAGCUGUUUGCAGUAAGGACAAGCUCUCAGUCCACCAGAAAACAAACACUGGGGGAAAAACCUAUGACUGUACUGACUGUGGCACAAUCUUUCUCCACACAACUGAGCUCAUUCUCCAUCAGAGAACACAUAGAGGGGAGAAGCCAUAUGAAUGCAGUGACUGUGGGAAAAGAUUCACCCAGAAGGGAACUCUCUUUCUACAUCGGCGGAUUCACACAGGAGAGAAACGUUAUGUGUGCAGUGAAUGUGGGGAAGGCUUUAGCCAGAAGGCACGCCUCAUAGCCCAUGAGAGGAAUCACACAGGAAGGACUCCAUUUGUGUGCAGUGUUUGUGGGAAACAUAUUUCUAAUAAGAGAGGUCUUGUUAUCCAUGAAAGACUUCACACAGGAGAGAAGCCCUAUGAAUGUGCAGAGUGUGGGAAAGCCUUCAAUGUAAAGGCGAGACUCAUCUCACAUCAAAGGGUUCACACAGGGGAGAGACCCUACACCUGCAGCAAGUGUGGCAAGUCCUAUACUUCGAAGCGUGCCCUCAGUGUCCAUCAGAGUUCUCAUACAGGAGAGAGACCCUAUACCUGCAGCGAGUGUGGGAAGUCAUACACUACAAAGUAUGCACUGAACGUCCAUCGGAGUUCUCAUACGGGAGAGAGACCCUAUGCCUGCAGCGAGUGUGGGAAGUCAUACACUACAAAGUAUGCACUGAACGUCCAUCGGAGUUCUCAUACGGGAGAGAGUCCUUACAGCUGCAGCGAGUGUGGGAAAGCCUGCACUACCAAAUACCAGCUCAUCGUGCACCAGUCGAGCCCCGCAGGGGAGACUCCCUGUGUCUGCAGUGAGUGUGGCAAAGCCUUUGCCUACGCGUCCUGUGUGGCGCAUCACAAGCGAAUACACCGAGAGGCAUAUGUACACUUGGUGAUGGGGGGAAAAAAACCCACCGAGAGGCACCCCACAUCGCAAACCAGUGCUGUCCAGCGGGAAAGGUACCCCACCAACCCCGCUUCUGUGCCGGUGCUGUCUGUGGCCCCUGAGCCAAACUCAGACAUCGCUGGGCAACUGGCAGAUGCCAGUGCGGGCCCGGCGGGCCAGCCUGUGAGCAGCGGCUCCUGCUCGGGACGUGACGGGCAUCACACUGGAAGGACUCCUUUUGUGUGUGGUGUUUGCGGAAUGUACUUUUCUCACAAGACAAGUCUCAUUUACCAUGAGCGAAUUCACACGGAAGACAAGCCCUACAAAUGCGGAGACUGUGUGAAAGCCUUCACUACAAAGGCGAGUCUCGUUUCACACCGAAGGAUUCACAGGGCAGGGAGACCCAACACCUGUGGCGAUUGUGGGAAAGCCUUCAACAGCAGGGACCGGCUCCGCCUGCACCAGUGGAGCCCCGCAGGAGAGGCUCCCUGUGUCUGCUUUGAGUGUGGGAAAGCCUUUCCUUCCAAGCCUUGUGUGGCACAUCACAGGCGGAAGCAUCGACAGGCAUAUCUACAUUCAGUAGAGGGGGGGAAACCCCCCAAUGAGAGGCACCCCACAUCCCAGACCAGUGCUGUCCAGCGGGAAAGACACCCCGCCAAGCCCGCUUCUGUGCCAGUGCCGUCUGUGGCCCCUGAGCCAUCCUUAGACAUCCCUGGGCAACCGGCAGAUGCCAGUGCGGGCCCGGUAGGCCAGCCUGUGGGCAGCGGCUCCUCGGGAGACGAUGGCACGUGUGCCUUGGGUGGACACCUCCCGGAUGCAGUGAGUGUGGUGGUGCCUCCAGGGAUCGACUAUGUCUUAGUGUAUGUCCCCGAAAACCAGUAGGGCAAAACUCAGGCCUUUGUGGGCAGGGGUGGCCAGAGUUGCUGGGGCUCAGUAUGUGAAAAAAUAAACUCAGAGAAAUCGUGCAGGUGCAGGCCUGAGAGAGCCUUCCAGACUCACCCUGUGCCGCACCUGCGUGGGCACCGGCGACAGGUGAUGUUGAUCCAAACGGGUGCGUAGUCAGUCAGACCUGUCCCUGUGCAAAGGGAGUGUGCGUGGGUGGGGCCCUAGGUGAGGCAUUGCCCAGGGGAGACCACCCAUGUGGAGAUUUGCUGAAUGGAGAACCGCAGGCAGUUACUGCCCUGGGGCUGGAAGACUGUUCAUGUCCACCCUGUUCUGAGAGUAAAGGGCCGGCUCAAGGGUAGACUCACCCUUCAGCGCCUAGAGGAUUCUCUCCUGCAGAGAGACGUGGGAAGCCGCUGAGUUCGGUCAGCUCCUUCAUUUUCCGCUCCUUCAUUUUCCGAGUAUCUCUCCAGUCCCCCUUCGUAUCGGUCCUGCUCCACAGGGAGGAUUCGGUGGGGACCAGAAGAGACCAGGCCACGGCCUGAGAGCAGAAGUGAAGCGGUUGGAAGAUGGCUGCUGACCGCUGACACACCUGCUCGUCUAGGUGAAUAGAGCGGGCCUUAGUUUGCAGCCUGAGGAUACUAUGGCCUGGGGUGGUUGGUGGGGACUGCGUCCCUCCCCCUUUACACAGGGAGGUUUUUAGCAAAACCCCAGAGAUUUGGGGUUUUUGAAGGCCCUAGCUCCUGGUUCAUGGAAAACUCCCCAGAGUCCUCACCUGACAGUGCGGUGAGGUCUCUGCGUGUCUUCUGGGAUGGGUGAGCGCUGCCUUCACGGGGUCCCACUUCCUGACUGAGUCACCUCUCCAGAGGCACACCUGCUCAGGCAUUGCUUUUGAGAUGAAGUUUCAUCUUUGGCUUUUGAGGGAAACACAUACUGAUUUCAUGGGAUAUACAGAAAAAUGGCUUCAAGGCUUAAGAAGACUCUCCUGUCCGGGGGGCUUAUUUCUAGGUGAAGGGUUCCCCGUGAGGGACUUGAAGCAGCUGAAAAUGACACGUUUUGUUCAUUUUCAUGUGUUUUGCCAAGUAGAGUACAGAAAUAAAAACCCUU
This is a messenger RNA of Condylura cristata (star-nosed mole), 3367 nucleotides long. RefSeq names its product zinc finger protein 432-like. NCBI's taxonomy places the organism in Eukaryota, Metazoa, Chordata, Mammalia, Eulipotyphla, Talpidae. The coding region runs from base 35 to 2260 and encodes 741 amino acids. Gene Ontology annotation, biological process: regulation of transcription by RNA polymerase II. Gene Ontology annotation, molecular function: DNA-binding transcription factor activity, RNA polymerase II-specific; RNA polymerase II cis-regulatory region sequence-specific DNA binding. The transcript has 6 exons. The record is from RefSeq and is a predicted model, not a curated record.